Messenger RNA from Pedinophyceae sp. YPF-701, 675 nucleotides. Lineage: Eukaryota; Viridiplantae; Chlorophyta; Pedinophyceae. The record is from the annotation of a GenBank genome assembly.
AUGGCCGCGCAGGGCCCCUCCGACGGCCCGAACUCGUGCAGCCCGCACACAGGGACGACGAUCCUGGCUAUCGUAUACGACGGCGGGGUCGUUCUAGCAGCAGACUCGCGGGUGUCCAUGGGCUCCUACGUGUCGAACCGCGCGUCGAACAAGAUCGCACCGCUCGGCGAGCGCGUGUUCCUGUGCCGCUCGGGCUCCGCGGCGGACACGCAGGCCGUCGGCGACUACGUGGCGCACUUCCUGAACCAGCACGCCAUGGAACUGGGGUCGGAGCCGAAAGUCCGCACCGCCGCGAACCUCGUCAAGGAGAUGAACUACAACAACCAGCACCUCAUGGCCGCGAUGAUCAUCGCCGGGUACGACGACCUGCGCGGCGGGCAGGUGUACGGCAUCCCGAUCGGCGGCACGCUCGUGCCGCAGAACUGGGCGGUGGACGGGUCCGGCAGCACCUACAUCUGGGGGCUGUGCGACGCGGAGUACCGCGAGGGGAUGACGCGCGACGAGGCCGAGACGUUCGCCAUCUCGGCCGUCUCGGCAGCGAUGGCCAGGGACGGGUCCUCGGGGGGUCUAUUGCGGCUGGUGACCAUCAACAAGGAGGGAGUGCACAAGCGGACGGUGCUGGGGUCCGAGAUCCCGCUGUACCACGAGGAGCUGCCGAUCCCUGCGGCGGCGUGA